Molecule: messenger RNA, 1569 nt
Organism: Salvelinus fontinalis (brook trout)
Lineage: Eukaryota; Metazoa; Chordata; Actinopteri; Salmoniformes; Salmonidae
Exons: 8
Coding region: 6-1544 (512 amino acids)
Cellular component (GO): membrane
Source: RefSeq, a predicted model, not a curated record
AAUUUAUGGACCAAUUAUUCUCGUCAGUUUCAUUCACUAUGGCGAUGCUCAGCGUAACAGUGCUCACCAUCUUGUGGCUUGGGCAAUCAGCCAGGGUGGUUUGGACUCAGGGCCCUCUUCCAGCCCCCUCGCUCUCUUUCUACCGCCCCCGUUUUGGCGGCAACAUCCAACUUUUCUCAGACGUGGAGCUGAUCUGCACACUUCCGACCAAUGUUAGAUUGCCAAUAACUGUCUCUUUUAGCUGGGCCAACCAAUCCCUCUCUGCAAUACAUUCCCUCACCAUACAAAACAGAGAUGAUGUCAGGUUCACCACGAAAGCCAUUGCAGCCAAUGAGGGGAUCUACGUAUGCUGGUACAAUGCCAGCAAUACUGGAGACGUGUCGGGAACAAGCAAUCCAGCCAACCUUACCAUCUCCUCUCUUCCAGGGCCAAUUUUGGUGGUGCCCCCCUUCAUACCCAUCGGAGGAAACUACACCAUCAGCUGCCAAACUACCACCCGCUUCCCCAACAGAACCCUGGCCCUUUACUACAGACAGCUGCCUGUUACUGUGGGAAACGAGAUCUUUAAGCUUCAGGGGUCAGCGGCCCUUCUUGACAGACACGAUUCCAUUACACUGAGCAGGUGGCUAGUGGACGGCACAGAAACCUUCGAGUUUGUCUGCAGACUGGAGAUUGUGGACUUCAACCAGCAUAUUUACCUCUCUCCUCCCUCCAGUCCCCACCCAGCUAUUGCAGAGGAGGCGCCUAUCCGUCUUGUGCCCCAGUAUCAGGGCUCCAAGUGUCUGGGACAACUGGAGGUGCAGGUCAGAGGAAGCUGGGGCCCUGUGUGCCAACAGAUAGAAAGCUGGAACCCGGCAAUGGGUAGUGUGGUUUGUCGAGAGCUGGGCUGUGGGACACUAUCUUCCGUCUCGACGAAGCAAGACUACAACCUUAAGGUUGACUUCUCCAUCGGUUCCAUAUUGUGCAGAGGAAGCGAGGGACGACUCAGGGAGUGUCAGAUUGAUGCGGUGCAGCCCCUUUGUAACUCAAGGAAGGGGGUGAAAAUGGUUUGCUCAGAUGCUCUGCCAACUACUAAGAUCUCAGUCACAGGCUACAGAGAGGUAUCGAGAGUCGACAUCAGUGAUGAGCACUCGUUGGAAUUGUCCUGCAUGUUCAAUGCCCCUUGGUUUGGUACAGAAAAGCUUUUCAUGGACUUGACGAGGGUCUCCAUAGAUUCGUACAUUAACGUAAUCGACAAUGUGCAAAUCGCCUCAGGAGAGAAGAUGAGGACCAUGCUUCAUGCCCCUGUCUUAUCAGGAGAGUAUGCCUGUAGAAUUAGAGGGUCUCAACAGACUGUGUCCUCAGUGAGGAUCUUCGUGAGCAAAUGGUACAAACCAAAUGUCGGACUCAUCAUCACGGCUCUCCUCACAACCGCAUCUGGAGCAGCCAUAUUAGUGUAUAUGUGUGUCUAUCGGGUCCAGAAGGAGGAGACAGAAAAUGCUGUCACUUCUCAAGGGGUGUCCACAGCUGACCCAGAGGCCUCACCAAGAAUAGAGAGUGUCUAGAAACAUGCAGGAAGCCCCCCCCCCC